Camelina sativa (false flax) is the source of this 345-nucleotide messenger RNA. The record is from RefSeq and is a predicted model, not a curated record. NCBI's taxonomy places the organism in Eukaryota, Viridiplantae, Streptophyta, Magnoliopsida, Brassicales, Brassicaceae.
AUGGGGAUUCAAGCUGAUAAGAAGUUCACUUGGGUGAUUAAGGAUUACAACUCUUUGGUUGAAGAUAGUGAAAUUUAUUUUGAUAUAUUCGUGGCUGGUCACUGCAAAUGGCGUCUAAUUGCCUAUGCCGCCUAUCCCAAGGGGUCUCAUAAGUAUAGAUGUGGUAAACAUCUAUCUCUGUUUUUAUGUGUUCCUGAUUCUGAAUCUCUACCUUCGGGAUGGAGAAGACACGCUAAAUUUUCCUUUAAAGUGGCAGAUCAAAUUCCUGGAGAACUCUCCCAUAUGGCCAUAUGCGAGUAUAACUCAAGUCAUGCCUUCUAUUCAAAUGUAAAUGGUGAUGACUGA